AUGGCAGAGGAGAAGUGGGAUGGUCACAUCCCGCCCGAGGCGUGUGAACAGUCAUCGAAUGAACCUGGUGAUCCGCCUGCGAAAGAGGCGAGACUGAAUCAGCAUGAUAACACCAACCGCCGCAAUCAGGCUGUGAAUGUCCGGGUUCGCCAUGUAUCGGUGAAAGUGGACCCGGCCGGGGGUUCAGUCUUUACGUCGCUAGAUGCUUUCAAGACGAGUGUCCUCCGUCUCAACGACAAACCGGCAAUCAAGGAUAUCUUGAACGACGUCUCGGCUGAUAUUCCAAGUCGAAGUCUCACGGCGAUUAUUGGCGCUAGCGGGAGUGGAAAGACGACACUCCUCAAUGUCAUUGCCCAACGUGUAAAGGACAAAAGAUUUCGACAAGUUGGAACGGUCUCGUACCAUUCCGAACGACCUGCUGCCCACCUCGACCAAGAUGCCCGACAUACUAAGGUCGGGGUGGCAUAUGUGCUACAACAGGACGUGCUUUUGCCUACUCUUACAGUGCGAGAAACUCUUCGGUAUGCUGCCGACCUGCGUCUGUCAACGACCAAGACAAAGAAGGAACGCGAGGCAAUGGUUGAAAGUGUAAUUGCCGAGCUUGGUCUGGGAAAAUGUGCCGAUACGAGGAUUGGCGAUGAUGCUCAUAAGGGCUGCUCCGGGGGAGAGAAACGACGGACGAGCAUUGGCGUGCAACUGCUCGCAGACCAGCCCAUUCUCAUCCUGGACGAGCCCACUACCGGCUUGGACGCUGCAUCUGCGAUUCAAGUAGUUCAGACACUCAAAAGUCUCGCUGACCGUGGGAAGACUGUCAUUAUGACCAUUCAUCAACCACGUUCGGAGAUUUGGAGACUGGUUGACAAUCUGAUACUCCUGGCACGAGGCUCACCGGUCUACUCCGGGCCUGUCCGAGAUUGCCUAUCCUACUUCGACCAGCUCGGCUACAAGAUGCCCUUAUUUUUCAACCCCUUCGAUUUUGUCAUCGAUCUUGCUGCUGUUGACCUUCGCUCGGUGGAACUGGAAAGGUCUUCGCUCAUCCGGGUGCAGCAACUACAAGAAACCUGGAGAGCGAAAACUGCAGGUGCUGCAACGCCAGAGUUGGAUCUGCAGCCCAGCGAUGCAUUCGACGGCAAAUCAGUUGCCCACUCUGGAAACAGGCUCAACGAGCUUCGACACGAGAUCCUUGUGCAUAUCCGCAGAACAUUUGUCGUGACUUGCCGCGACCGCUUAGGUCUCCUUGCCAGCAUAGUCGAGUCGUUGAGUAUGGGCAUAAUGAGCGGCUGGAUCUUUUAUCAGCUGGGUAACGACCUGGCUGGUAUCAGGUCCCGCGAAGGCGCCAUGUACUCGGCCUGCGCUUUGCAAGGCUACCUCAUCCUCCUCUUCGAGACUUAUUGA
Molecule: messenger RNA, 1395 nt
Organism: Exophiala dermatitidis NIH/UT8656
Lineage: Eukaryota; Fungi; Ascomycota; Eurotiomycetes; Chaetothyriales; Herpotrichiellaceae
Product: ABC efflux transporter
Exons: 2
Coding region: 1-1395 (464 amino acids)
Molecular function (GO): ATP binding; ABC-type transporter activity; ATP hydrolysis activity
Source: RefSeq, a predicted model, not a curated record